GAAUGGCUCCUUGGCAUAUGAUUAAGCCCCUCUCAUUUAACUUCUCAUAUAUAUAUAUAGGCAUAUGUUACACAUCUUAUUACAUGCACAACCCAAAAAUUGUUUUCAGAUCACACAUGCACCUAUGUUAAUGGCAACACAUAUCGAUAUAAUCCAAAAGCUUAAUGUAUAUCCACGAUUUCAAAACCAAGACCAGAAGAAACUAAUCACUCUCUCCAAUUUGGACCGUCAAUGUCCUUUACUCAUGUACGUGGUUUUCUUCUACAAGAAAACCACAACUACUCGCGACUUUGAUUCGUUUUUUUCAGACCUGAAACUCGGGCUGGAGGAGACUCUGUCUGUUUGGUAUCCUGCCGCCGGUAGGUUGGGUUUGGACGGAGGUAGCUGCAAGCUCAACCUCCGGUGUAAUGGGGGCGGCGCAGUCAUGGUGGAGGCGGUGGCGACAGGUGUGAAGCUGUCAGAGCUUGGUGACUUGACUCAGUACAAUGAGUUUCAUGAAACUUUGGUUUACAAGCCUUCCUUUGAUGGUGAUUUCUCUGUGAUGCCUCUUGUUGUUGCUCAGGUGACAAGAUUUGCAUGUGGAGGUUACUCAAUUGGAAUCGGUACAAGCCACUCACUAUUUGAUGGAAUCUCAGCUUACGAAUUCCUUCGUGCGUGGGCUUUCAACUCUCACAUUCACAACAAAUCCAAUGGUGAGAUUACUAAUAAAAAGGAUAAUUUGGUCAUCAAACCGGUUCAUGACCGAGGAAAUCUACUGUUUAACCGGGACGUGAACCAGAGCCGGGAUGCUACCCGUGUAACCAAGGCUGCAGCCAUUUAUCAUCUGUACCAGCUAAUCAAACAAGCCAUGAUGACCCAUCAGGGACAAAACCGUAAUUUUGAGUUAACGGACUCUGGCUUUGUGAUCAAAACCUUCGAGCUUAUGGGCGAAGCGAUAGAAAGCCUGAAAAAGAAAUCACCAAAAGGGUUCUCGUGCACCUCCUUUGAGUUUCUUGCUGCUCAUUUGUGGAAGGCAAGAACAAAAGCUUUAGGGUUGAGGAGAGACGCCAUGGUGUGUUUACAAUUCGCGGUGGACAUAAGGAACAGGACGGAGCCGCAACUGCCCGAAGGGUUUUCCGGCAACGCCUACGUGCUUGCCUCGGUGGCAUCAACCGCCGGAGAAUUACUAGGAGAACUAACACUUGAGUCGAUAGUGAACAAGAUUCGAGAAGCAAAGAAGUCCAUUGACCAAGACUACAUCAGCGCUUACAUGGAAGCACUUGGAGGAGGUGACCAAAGAAAUGACGGAAAUCUCCCUCCUCUCAAAGAGCUAACCCUAAUCUCCGACUGGACAAAAAUGCCAUUUCACAAUAUUGGCUUUGCCAUUGGAGGCGAGCCAGCGGAUUACGUGGCGCCACUGUGUCCUCCGGUGCCACAAGUUGCUUAUUUCAUGAAGAACCCUAAAGAUGCUAAAGGGGUUAUUGUGAGGAUUGGUUUGGACCCACGAGAUGUUGAUGAUUUUUCAAAUGAUUUCCUUGGCUAUUACUAGGCUGAUGUGAUAUAAUUAAUCAGUAGAAUCUUUGUUAAUUACUUAUCUAUAUGCAUAUUGUGAUGAUAUUGAUGGCUCCUUUAUAUGCAUGCGUGUGCGCAAAAGGCACUUUAUUGUAAUUGGGUUAUGAUUGAUUUAUAAUGACAUCUAUAUUGCUUUGUGUAUUUGUCGUUAUCACUUUAUUUUCCGAAUAGACUUUAUAGCCUUCCGGAAUUUCUGGAUAUA
Messenger RNA from Thlaspi arvense, 1753 nucleotides. The record is from the annotation of a GenBank genome assembly. Lineage: Eukaryota; Viridiplantae; Streptophyta; Magnoliopsida; Brassicales; Brassicaceae.